Molecule: messenger RNA, 1838 nt
Organism: Dioscorea cayenensis subsp. rotundata (Guinea yam)
Lineage: Eukaryota; Viridiplantae; Streptophyta; Magnoliopsida; Dioscoreales; Dioscoreaceae
Exons: 3
Coding region: 165-1598 (477 amino acids)
Source: RefSeq, a predicted model, not a curated record
CCCUUACUUUUACUUUUAUUUACAGAUCACUCCACUUUCUUUUACAUUUAUCCCCCUUUUAUUUCUUUAUAUUCUCAUUCGAUCCCUCACUCUCACUCACUCUCUUAUCAUCUACUCCUUGAAAUCAUAAGAACUACAUUUUGGUCCCUUGUUUUCUUUAGGAAAUGGAGAGAAAGCAAGGGUUUUUCUCGGGGUUGAGGGAGAAGGCGAGGUCGGAGAGCCCGGCGAGGAGCUCGUCGCCGAUGGCGGGGUUGCUGAUCCCGCGACGACGUCGGAGGAGGGAUCGGCCGCCGGAGAUGAUGGAACAGAGGAAUGGGUGGGUGGGACUUGCGCCGUUGAUGGAGGGGCCGGAUCCUGGGGCGGGAGAUGGUGGUGGUGGUGGUGGUGGUGGUGGGAGGAAGGAGGGUGGGUGGGGACGAUGGGUGAAGGGUCAGCUUACGCGGGUGCCGUCGGUUGGUGGUGGUGGUGGUGGUGGCUCCGGUUGCCGGCGGUCCGAUCUCCGGCUUCUUCUUGGGGUCAUGGGUGCUCCUUUGGCUCCCAUUCAAGUUAGCUCUGCUGAUCCUUUGCCGCAUCUUAGCAUCAAAGACACUCCCAUUGAAACUUCUUCAGCUCAGUACAUACUCCAGCAAUACACUGCAGCAUCUGGAGGUUUGAAGCUUCAAAGUUCAAUUAGAAAUGCAUAUGCAAUGGGGAGAGUAAGAAUGGUGGCAUCUGAAUUUGAGACAGCAGCAGGUGUUGUUAAAACCCGCAGCUUGUCGAGAGAGGCCGAAUCCGGUAGCUUUGUUCUUUGGCAGAUGGCUCCGGAAAUGUGGUAUGUAGAGCUUGCCGUCGGAGGUAGUAAGGUCCAUGCUGGUUGCAAUGGCAAGCUUGUUUGGCGGCAUACACCAUGGCUCGGCGCCCAUGCCGCCAAGGGCCCUGCCCGUCCACUCCGUCGAUCUCUCCAGGGACUUGAUCCGUUGACGACGGCUAGCAUGUUCGCCAAUGCAGUAUGCAUCGGAGAGAAGGUUGUCAACGGAGAGGAUUGUUUCAUUCUCAAGCUUUGCACUGAUCCGGAGACCUUAAAAGCUCGCAGCGAAGGCCUGGCCGAGAUCAUACGGCACGUAUUGUUUGGCUACUUCAGCCAGAAAACCGGGCUUCUGAUCCAAAUGGAGGAUUCUCACUUGACAAGGAUCCAAUCUAAUCCCGGAGGCGAAGCUGUUUUCUGGGAGACGACGAUCAGCUCCUUCAUGGAAGAUUAUCGGCUAGUUGAUGGUGUGAUGAUAGCACACUCCGGCCGCUCUUUCAUCACUCUUUUCAGAUUCGGUGAGACAGCGAUGAGCCACACCAAGACUAGGAUGGAAGAAGAAUGGAGUAUCGAGGAGGUGGCUUUCAAUGUCCCUGGCCUUUCGAUCGACUGCUUCAUCCCUCCGGCUGAUAUAAAAAGUUCAUCUAUUAGUGAAUCUUGUGAGCUUCCUCAAGGUGACCGAAGCAAGGGCACCGGUAGCACGGGGAGUCAUCGGACAAAGGUUGCAGCUUUAGAGAAACCGAUCAAAAGCUUUGACGACGAAGAUUAUGCUGAUGAUGAUGAUGAGGAUGAUGACUCACUGUGGAGAGUAUAAGUCAUAUGUUUUUACAGUAUAAUUGGUGAAUUGAAUUGUUCAUAGCAGUAGAUAAUUCCCAUUGAGAUCAGCUAACAAACAAGCAUCCAAUGUGUGUAGAUAAGGAGCAGCAUGACCAGCCUAUGAAGAGAAAGAGUGAUUCUAUAUUAUAUAAUACUAAUUUGUAUGCCUGGUAGAUUUGGUUUUCAUGUGUCUUUUGUUUGUUUUUUUGAGUGGUAUAAAAUAAUUGUCUAGAUUUUA